AUGAAGUCUUCUUCUAUUACAACAAAGCUUCUUCUCCUCACCACACUUGUUACUAUAUUGGUAAUCUCCAGAGCCAACGAAGAGCUAAUGAUGCAACUAUGUCACAACUCCGACAAUCCCACCUUAUGUCUUCGCUGUCUGAGCUCAGACCCAACUUCUCCAAAAGCAGACCAAGUACAACUAGCUAGAAUCAUCCUCAGAUGCGUCAACACUCACCUCAUAACCCUCACCAACAACACUUCCACUUUGGCCUCGAUGCACCCCCAAGAUCCCAAGGCUGCAGACGCGUUGAAGCAGUGUGGUUUGGGUUACGCGACGGCUAAGCGUGGCGUGGGAAAGGCAGACGCUCACUUGAUAGCUGGAGAUUACGACAAGGCUGCGUAUGACGUAAGCGUGACAGUUGAGGCUCCUCCCGUCUCGUGCCGUGCCAAUCUCGUGACACUCAAUUUUGAUUUACCCUCGAGUUUCCGUUACCAAACAGAGGUUUACUUGGCGUUGACUCAAGCUCUGCUCAGGAUCAUUGAUCGCUUCUAG
Messenger RNA from Eruca vesicaria subsp. sativa (arugula), 534 nucleotides. NCBI's taxonomy places the organism in Eukaryota, Viridiplantae, Streptophyta, Magnoliopsida, Brassicales, Brassicaceae. The record is from the annotation of a GenBank genome assembly.